AUGCACCGUUUUCGAUCUUUUCGUCUUCGACCUUUACGUCUUGGAUCUUUUCGUCAUCGAUAUAUCUCUGUACUUGAUGAUUUCGCUGUGCGGACAGAAACUUUUCUGGAGAAUACGUUUCUGCGUAUUGUACAAUUAUCUCCACAUCAAAUCUUACAGCCAGUCCUCGACGAGAUGGAUCGCUUGCAGGAAGUUCUGCUACGAUUGGACGAGACCAGCUGCAGCAAGAUCAGGGCGAACGUGAAUGCUGCGGAUGAACUCAUAAAAGAGGCAGUUUGGGAAUUCGAAGACUUACUCGAGUCCCAUGUCUUCCCUCAGAUUCUUCCACAACUCGAAAGCGAGAGAGACAACUUGUCAUUCUCUGUAGUUAUGCUGGGUCUGAAACACCAUGUUGAUUGCUUCGUCAAGAUGGUGAAGAUGAUGGAGGAAGAGUACAUCAUUGAGGUAAAGAAUAUGGCUGAAGAAGAAGGUGAGCCUAUUUCCUCAAGAAUCUAUUUCGGUGGAAUCCAGUUAAAGAUGGUUGGAUUAUCUGAUUAUAUUGAAAACGCAAGAGAUUAUCUUCUUCAAGAAAAUAACAAGAACCCCUAUUGGAUUAGUGGGAUGGCGGGCAUUGGAAAGACAACUAUCGCAAAGCAUAUUUUUGAAGAUCCAUCGAUUCGUUGCCAUUUUGAGUUUCGAGCAUGGGUUGCAGUGGGCAGAAAAUGUGAAUCCAAUGAACUAUUACGAUGCGUUCUAGCUCAAGUGGAUCCCAACGCUUACCAAAUGCUUACCCAAGGAGAUGAUCACGAGAAGAAAUUAGUUGGACUCUUGAAACAAAGAUUGAAGGGUAAGAAAUGUCUCGUCGUGUUGGAUGAUGUUUGGGAGAAACAAGUAACAAAAUGCUUGAGAAAGAAAGAUAUUGUUGGAAGGAUUCGAUUAUUACUUACAAGUAGACUACAAAUAGUAUGCACAGCGAAGGAUGGGUUCCAAAGAGUGCGCUUGUUGAAUACAGAAGAAAGUAAUGAAUUACUUGGUGAGAAGGUGUUUGGGGAAGAGGGUUUCCCUCUUCAACUUGAGAAACUGGGAGAGGAGAUUGCGUGGAAAUGUGAAGGUCUUCCUCUUAUGAUCGUCACGGUUGCAAAGCUUCUAUCGAAAGCCGACAAGACCCCAGUAUACUGGACUGAGGUAGCAUACAAACAACACAACUCACUUUUCGAGGAUGCAUAUAAUCAAAUAUCAGAGGUACUUUUCCCAAGCUAUGACUAUUUACCUCAACAGUUAAAAAUGUGUUUCCUCUAUAUCGGAGCUUUCCGUCCAUAUACUAAUAUCAGUCCAAAGCUUAUCAAUCCUAUAUUGAGUGUUGAGGGGUUUCUUAUACUGAAUGGAGAAAAAAGUUUUGAAGGUGACUUGGAACAGCUUACUAAGUGGUAUCAUCUUGUUCUCGACAAAAGUAAUUCAUGGUACAUGGGUAGACAGUUUCGCGUGCAUUCUUGUUGGCAGCACUUGUGUAAGGUAGAAGCUAGUAGGAUCAAACAUAUGAUCAUUAUAAAGCGUGGAGUUCAGUCAUAUAUGCCUGUGCAAAUUUGGGACAUGCAAGAACUAGAGCAUCUUGAGAUACUGGGAAGAGACCUACCAGCCCCUGAUACUGACGAUGCUACCUUGAAGAAACUCACCUCACUUGUUGGUGUGAGUGCAAAUAGUUGUACAAGGGAAGUUCUCAAAAGAAUUCCUAAGUUAAAGCAUUUAGAAAUUCAUGUGGAGUUGAAGCCUUAUGAUGAUGAUGAUGAAAGAAACCCAUUGAGUUGCUUGGGUUAUAUCUCCCAACUCCAGAAUCUGGUGGAACUUCAAUAUUGGGUUAGGAAUCCCGAGAUAAAGUAUGAGUGUAAUACGAUUCCUCUUUCAAUGUUUCCGUCAAGUCUCAAGGUGUUAUUGUUGGUUGGGUUAGGGGGGUAUCCUUGGAAUUACAUGAAUGACAUUGGUUCGCUGCUGCCAAAUCUCGAGAUUCUCAAAUUAGAAUGCUAUGCAUUUCGAGGCCAAGAGUGGAAAAUAACAUCGGGGAGUUUUUUGAAACUUAUUGAACUUCAAAUUGACGACACUGAUUUGGUGCGAUGGAGACCUCAACGUGGAAGCUUCCUGAAGCUUCGCAGACUAAGCAUGUGGCAUUGCUACAAAUUACAACAGCUCGAUUGGCCGUAUGAUUGCUCUUGGAUAGAGGUCAUUGAUUUACUCGACUGCAAUCCUUUAGCUGUACGGCUUGUGCCAAUCAAUUAA
This is a messenger RNA of Salvia miltiorrhiza (redroot sage), 2250 nucleotides long. Its product is annotated as late blight resistance protein R1-A-like. The transcript is spliced from 2 exons. The record is from RefSeq and is a predicted model, not a curated record. Gene Ontology annotation, molecular function: ADP binding. Gene Ontology annotation, biological process: defense response to other organism. Bases 1 to 2250 code for a protein of 749 amino acids. Lineage: Eukaryota; Viridiplantae; Streptophyta; Magnoliopsida; Lamiales; Lamiaceae.